This is a messenger RNA of Paramecium octaurelia, 1510 nucleotides long. NCBI's taxonomy places the organism in Eukaryota, Ciliophora, Oligohymenophorea, Peniculida, Parameciidae. The record is from the annotation of a GenBank genome assembly.
AUGAAAUAACAAGCACUUUAAAUAUCUCCGAAUAAAUUGUAUGCUAGUUUAUUAAAAAAAAAAAAUGAAAUUGAGUAGUAGCAAAAAAUUGUUAAAUCUCCUAUUAUUUAAGGGAGCCCUUUUAUUAAUACACAAAAGUAAAAAGGAUUCGUUAUUUUAGAAAUGGCACUUCUGGUUAAGUGAAAAUAGAUUCGAAAAAACAAAGGCCAACAAGUGGGAAAGAUAUGAAAGAUAUUAGCACAGUUUUAUUUAAAAAAACUCAUGUACGUUAAAAUAGUAAAAUUAUUGAAACAAAAGAGAAUACUUAAAAUCUAACUUAAUCAGCAUUAUAACUGUUGUAAAAAAUAAAGGCUGAUAGACCUGAUAGCAAAUUAGGAUAAAUAAAAACCUCAAAAGAAAUAUUACAAUAUCAUUAGCAAUUAAUUGAAAAAUAAUAUUAAAAACUGCUUGACUUAUCCAAAUAAGCUGAGCACCAUUAGUUAUCAUAACAAUAGCACUUUAAAUAGAAACUAUUCAAAGGGCCUCGCUCUAUUAGUAAUCCAGAUAUCACUACUCUCCAAUUGUCAAUUUUAAAAGCUCAUGCCAAAUCGAUUCCAGGCAUGCUUUAUACUGGCUAAACCAAAAUUAACCAGGACGCCUAUAAACUAAUUUAAAAGUUCGGAACCAAGGAAAAUGAUUGGUAUCUUUAGGUAUCCGACGGUCAUGGGACAAACGGACAUUAAGUUGCAUAGUUUGUUCAAGAGAUUCUACCAGCCUACAUAGAAUAAGAAGUAUUGUAAUCUCCAUAUUAUUAUGACAGAGAUAAGUAAUUUAAUAGCACUAAUUCAAAAUAGAACAAUAUCCAAUAUUUUCAAAUAAUGUUUCUUAAAAACGAACGAAGAUCUACUGAAUUCCGGCAUUGAUGUCACCUAUUCCGGAGCCACUACCGUUGUAGUCAUAGCAUUUGAGAACAUCCUCUAUUGUGCUAAUAUUGGAGACAGCAGAGCAGUAUCAAUUUUAACACUAAUGUAGAUAAUAGGAAGAUACGAUACAAAAUUAUCUGUUGUUGAAUUAUCAAAAGAUCACAAACCUGAUUGUUUUUUAGAAUAAGCUCGAAUAAUUCAAAGGGGAGGCAGGGUUCAAGCAUACAGUGACGAAGAAGGUAAUCCCAUUGGGCCAGCCAGAGUGUGGAAAUCUGAUGAAGAUGUACCUGGGUUGGCCAUGUCUCGAAGUUUUGGGGAUUACGUUGCUAGUUUAGUUGGAGUGAUAUGCGAACCAGAAAUCAUUAAACAUUAAUUGUUGCCCACAGAUAAGUUCAUAAUCGUGGCUUCGGAUGGAAUUUGGGAGUACUGUUGUUAAUUAAUAAAGAUUUUUGUCUAACGAAUGGGUUAUUGAGACUGUGUAUGAAUUCUACAAGAAGGGGGAUUGCAUAGGAGCUUGUAAUAAGUUGGUACAAGCAGCCAAAGAGGCAUGGCAGGUGGAGGAUGAAGUAAUUGAUGACAUUACUGUCAUUAUAGCAUUUUUGAAAUGA